Humulus lupulus (European hop) is the source of this 1884-nucleotide messenger RNA. Its product is annotated as transcription factor bHLH68-like. Bases 391 to 1509 code for a protein of 372 amino acids. The transcript has 7 exons. Gene Ontology annotation, cellular component: nucleus. Gene Ontology annotation, molecular function: DNA-binding transcription factor activity, RNA polymerase II-specific; RNA polymerase II cis-regulatory region sequence-specific DNA binding; protein dimerization activity. The record is from RefSeq and is a predicted model, not a curated record. Lineage: Eukaryota; Viridiplantae; Streptophyta; Magnoliopsida; Rosales; Cannabaceae. Gene Ontology annotation, biological process: regulation of transcription by RNA polymerase II.
GAACCCCACUUCUAAAAAAUUCUUUUCAGGAUCACAGAUCAUAGGUCACUUGAGAGUUCUUGAACCUCAUCUGGUGAAAGAAUAGCUAUAGCUAUAGUACACUACUCAUAAUAGCUUUUGCAAAAGCUGGGUAUUGGGUAGUGUACCACCAUAUAUAUAUAUAUAUAUAUAUGAAGAAAUAAUGUAACAAAAAAUAGUGGAGAGAGCUAGAGAGGACAAUUUUUUUUGUUAAAUUCUUUUUGUAUUGGGUUCCUUGAGUUAAUAAUAAUAUAUUUAAAGAGAUAUAUAAUCAAUAGAGAUCAGGUUCUUUGUUCUAAUUAUUUUUAUGGGGUGCAGUAGUACUGGUAGUAAGUAACUAGAAAAAGAGGUCAAUUAUCAGAUCAAAGACAAAUGAUGGCUGGAAACCCUAACUGGUGGAGCAUGCAAUAUCCACCAUCUCAAUCUCAAACUACUCUCUUUCCUCCUAAUAAUCUUCACCAUCACCAGACUUAUGUGCUUUCAGGAUCUUCUUCACUUGCCCCUUUGAAUUAUUCUUUCCCUGAUGCCCAAGACCCUCCACCCUCCUCCUCCUGGAGCCAAUUACUUUUGGGUACUACUAUUACUACUGGUUUUUCGGGAAAUAACGAAGAUAGGUUUGUUGAUGAUAGCAAUAACAGUACUACUCUGAGUCAUCAUCAUUUUCAACCAAGGAAGUUGGAAAAUUGGGAUGAAGAACAACUCUUACUUGGAAACAAUAAUUCAUCAGCUGUCAAGCUUCCGGCAGCCGCCACCGCCACCGCUGCCACAACCACCGCGGGCCUCGAUUAUCAUGGGGAUGUAAAGCAAGAGGGCACGCCCAUGAAAAACAACCUGUUGUAUAGUCAUCCAGGCCGAGAAGAAGAGUGCUUGCAGGCAAUUAAUAGGUCCAAUAUAAGUAGUACAGUUUGGUCACCACCACAAGCACUAGCGAUGCCAGUAGUUUCUUCACCUAUUAUGUCUUGUGUCACCACCACUACUAGUUUAGGCAGUAAUAAUAUGUUGGAUUUCUCAUACUAUAACAACAAGCCAGUUGAAAGUGGAAACCAAAAUACAGAUCACUCCUCUGAGGGUCAUAGCACAGACACCAGAGGAGGGGUGAGUAAUAAGAAAGCUAGGGUUCAGCCAUCCCCAAGCCAACCACCAUUAAAGGUGAGAAAGGAGAAGCUGGGUGAUAGAAUAACGGCACUCCACCAGCUAGUUUCCCCAUUUGGGAAGACUGACACUGCUUCUGUGUUGUUAGAAGCCAUUGGGUAUAUCAGAUUCCUUCAGAGUCAAAUUGAGGCCCUGAGCUCUCCUUACUUGGGCAAUGCAUCAAAAAACAUGAGGAAUUAUAAUCAACAAUAUGUGAAUGGGAAGAGUGAUGAUGAUGAAAAGCCAAAAGACCUAAGCAGCAGAGGGCUGUGCCUGGUUCCUGUGUCUUGCACCCAACACGUUGGAAGUGAUAAUGGAGCUGAUUAUUGGGCUCCGGUGGCUUACGGCAGUGGUUUCUGAUAGUGCCUAUAGCUACUUCACUAAAUUAUAAUUAACAAACCUACCAUUAUUAUUAAUAGAGCAUUAUCUAUUAUUGUUUAUUAUUCUAAAAUUGUUAUAACAUCAUGAGCAGUCACUCUGUUGUAAUUUAAGAUUGAGUGCUCACGAUGCUAUGCAUUUAAUCAUUUCAUGAUUAAUCAUAUCAUAUAUAUAUAUAUAAGAUCCUAAUUAAUUAAGUGCUUAUUAUAGUUAUUAGUUGAUCUUAAUUAUUAUUUCUAUUAUUAGUGCAAGUUCCGCUUAUUAAUUGUUAACUUAUUAUUAGGAAAAGACAUUUACGUACGGUAGUGGUUUUUUUGGAUUUCAAUUUGAUUGGUUAGGAAAAUGAUCGUGUCUUUA